GCGUGCGCUCGUCCGCCCGGCUCCACCGCGCGCAUGCGCCGCGCUCGCUCGCGGGAGAGAAUGGCGGGGCCCGCGCCGGCCGCCAUCAUGGAGGAAGAUUACUUCGGGAGCGCGGCCGAGUGGGGUGACGAGGCGGACGGCGGCCAGCAAGAGGAUGAUUCAGGAGAAGGCGAGGAUGACGCCGAGGUCCAGCAAGAAUGCCUGAAUAAAUUUUCUACCCGGGAUUACAUCAUGGAACCCUCCAUCUUCAACACUCUGAAGAGGUAUUUUCAGGCAGGAGGGUCUCCAGAGAAUGUCAUCCAGCUCUUAUCCGAGAACUACACUGCUGUGGCCCAGACUGUGAACCUGCUGGCCGAGUGGCUCAUUCAGACAGGUGUUGAGCCAGUGCAGGUUCAGGAAACUGUGGAAAAUCACUUGAAGAGUUUAUUGAUCAAACAUUUUGACCCCCGCAAAGCAGAUUCUAUUUUUACCGAAGAGGGAGAGACCCCAGCUUGGCUUGAACAAAUGAUCGCACAUACCACAUGGAGAGAUCUUUUUUACAAACUGGCUGAAGCCCAUCCAGACUGUUUGAUGCUUAACUUUACUGUUAAGCUGAUUUCUGAUGCAGGGUACCAAGGGGAGAUAACCAGUGUGUCCACGGCGUGCCAGCAGCUAGAAGUAUUCUCUAGAGUACUUCGUACUUCUCUAGCUACAAUUUUAGAUGGAGGAGAAGAAAACCUGGAAAAAAAUCUCCCUGAGUUUGCCAAGAUGGUGUGUCACGGGGAGCACACGUACCUGUUUGCCCAGGCCAUGAUGUCCGUGCUGGCGCAGGAGGAGCAGGGGGGCUCGGCCGUGCGCAGGAUCGCUCAGGAAGUGCAGCGCUUCGCCCAGGAGAAAGGCCACGAUGCCAGUCAGAUCACACUAGCCUUAGGCACAGCUGCUUCCUACCCCCGGGCCUGCCAGGCCCUUGGGGCCAUGUUGUCCAAAGGAGCCCUGAACCCUGCCGACAUCACCGUCCUGUUCAAGAUGUUCACAAGCAUGGACCCUCCUCCUGUGGAACUGAUCCGGGUGCCGGCCUUCCUAGACCUGUUCAUGCAGUCACUCUUUAAGCCAGGGGCCAGGAUCAACCAGGACCACAAGCACAAAUAUAUCCACAUCUUGGCUUAUGCGGCAAGUGUGGUUGAGACCUGGAAGAAGAACAAGCGAGUGAGCAUCAAUAAAGAUGAGCUGAAGUCAACAUCAAAAGCUGUUGAAACUGUUCACAAUUUGUGUUGCAAUGAGAACAAAGGGGCCUCUGAACUGGUGGCAGAACUGAGCACCCUUUACCAGUGUAUCAGGUUUCCCGUGGUAGCAAUGGGUGUGCUGAAAUGGGUGGAUUGGACUGUAUCGGAACCAAGGUACUUUCAGCUCCAGACGGACCACACGCCGGUACACCUGGCGUUGCUGGAUGAGAUCAGCACCUGCCACCAGCUCCUGCACCCCCAGGUCCUGCAGCUGCUUGUUAAACUUUUUGAGACUGAGCACUCCCAGCUGGACGUGAUGGAGCAGCUUGAGUUGAAGAAGACCCUGCUGGACAGGAUGGUUCACCUUCUGAGUCGAGGUUAUGUACUUCCUGUUGUCAGUUACAUCCGAAAGUGUCUGGAGAAGCUGGACACUGACAUUUCACUCAUUCGCUAUUUUGUCACUGAGGUGCUGGACGUCAUCGCCCCUCCGUACACCUCUGACUUUGUGCAGCUUUUCCUCCCCAUCCUGGAAAAUGACAGCAUCGCAGGCACCAUUAAAACAGAAGGUGAACACGACCCCGUGACAGAAUUUAUAGCUCACUGCAAAUCUAACUUCAUCAUGGUGAACUAAUUUGGAGCAUCCUGCAGAGCUGAAGCAGAACAUUCCAGGAGACCAGUUGUGGAAAAACCCUUUCAAGAAGCUGUUGUUUUAAGAGACUCAGUCAGCAUCUUAGAAAUGGGCUUUGCUGGGAGGAGGCGGGUAACUGUUUUAAAAAGGAAAAUUUUAGCAGCGUAAGGGGAAAACUGCUGAUAUGAACAGCCCCUUCUCUUCAUUGUAACCCCAGUACUGUCCCUGAGUCCUGUUCACAGGACGGGAACCAGGCGCGCGUUACCUCUCAGGGGAACCCGGCGGGCAGCCCAGGGAUGGUGGGAUUCAGAAACUGAGAUUUCCGGUGAACCACUUUCAAAGUUGACCUGAGUUUUCUCCCAAGAAUCCAAGUAGUUAGUUGAUGUUUUAUUGUAAUUAUUUUAAUUUGCUAAGAACAAAUAAUAAAUUUUUUAAAAGCCUU
Messenger RNA from Lemur catta (Ring-tailed lemur), 2272 nucleotides. RefSeq names its product negative elongation factor complex member C/D (gene NELFCD). Gene Ontology annotation, cellular component: NELF complex; nucleus. The transcript has 15 exons. The coding region runs from base 34 to 1833 and encodes 599 amino acids. Lineage: Eukaryota; Metazoa; Chordata; Mammalia; Primates; Lemuridae. The record is from RefSeq and is a predicted model, not a curated record. Gene Ontology annotation, molecular function: RNA binding. Gene Ontology annotation, biological process: negative regulation of transcription elongation by RNA polymerase II.